GGAGUUGUGAUUAUGAUGCUUCGCACAUCUACACACACAGGAGGAGCAUGUCACUGAGCGACCACCCCAAGGCCUACGGCACUGCCGCCAUCGCCGUCGCCUUUGCAGCAGGCGUCGUCGCUACCCUGAGCUUCAAGGAGCUCUACCCCGAGCUCGAGUCUCGAUAUCAGCACAAGAGCGCCGGCAGCCGCCGCCGGUCAACGGAUCCCCGGAGGAGCAGCCUCUUCUGGAGCGCACCGGUGAAGCUCGAGGAUCACGAUGCGACGACCGCGGCGCUGGUGACGCGGGCGGCGGGGAUUGCAAACGGCAUCGAAGGAUGCAUCGGCAACACGCCGCUGAUUGAGAUCCAGUCGCUCUCGAGGGCCACGGGCCGGAUCAUUCUCGCCAAGGCCGAGUUUCUCAACGGCGCGGGCAACAGCCCCAAGGACCGGGUGGCGCUCAACAUGAUUGUCGAGGCGGAGAAGCAGGGCCUUUUGACGCCUCACCAAGGGGACACCAUCUACGAAGGGACCGUCGGCAGCACGGGCAUCUCGCUGGCGACUCUGGCGCGCGCAAAGGGGUACAAGGCGCACAUCUGCAUGCCUGACGACCAGGCGUUUGAAAAGUCGGAUCUGCUGAUCCAUCUCGGCGCGACCGUGGAGAGGGUCCCCGUUGCGCCCAUCACGAGCCCGGAUCACUUUGUCAACCUGGCUCGGAGGCGAGCCAUUCAGCACACGCGCUCGUCGACGGACGGCAGCAAGGGCUUCUUCGCGAACCAGUUCGAGACGGAGUCCAACUGGCAGGCUCACGUCGUCAGCACCGGGCCCGAAAUCUUCCAGCAGACGGACGGCGACCUCGACGCCUUUGUCGCCGGCGCGGGCACCGGCGGCACCAUCUCGGGCGUGGCGCGGUACCUCAAGCUCGAGGCCAAGAUGGACAAGCUCCGGGUCGUGCUGGCGGAUCCCCAGGGCAGCGGGCUGUACAACAAGAUCAAGCACGGCGUCAUGUACUCGUCCACCGAGAAGGAGGGCACGCGGCGCAGGCAGCAGGUUGACUCCAUGGUGGAGGGCAUCGGCAUCAACCGCCUGACAAACAACUUUGAGGUCGGGCGGGACUUGCUCGAUGACGCGGUCAAGGUCACCGAUGAGCAGGCUUGUCGCAUGGCGAGGUGGCUCGUGGAGAAUGAUGGGAUUUUUGUUGGGAGCAGCAGUUCCGUCAACUGCGUUGCUGCGGUCGUCACGGCGAUGACGCUGCCGCCUGGGAGUCGCGUUGUUACGCUGCUGUGUGAUUCGGGUACGAGGCAUUUGAGCAAGUUCUGGAAGCAUAUCAAGGAGAUGGGCUUGGAAGACGAAGGGGAGCCGACGGAUUUGUUUGCCGAGCUGGGGAUAUCCAGGUCAUGAGACUGAGGUCAAAUAAAUAAAGCCAUUAUCAAAACAACCGUCUUCAUGAUCCUCAGAUUAGACGUGGCGCGUCGCCUGUAUUACUAGUAU
Molecule: messenger RNA, 1469 nt
Organism: Trichoderma reesei QM6a
Lineage: Eukaryota; Fungi; Ascomycota; Sordariomycetes; Hypocreales; Hypocreaceae
Product: cysteine synthase-like protein
Exons: 2
Coding region: 48-1379 (443 amino acids)
Cellular component (GO): cytoplasm
Molecular function (GO): cysteine synthase activity
Source: RefSeq, a predicted model, not a curated record